This is a messenger RNA of Pyrenophora tritici-repentis Pt-1C-BFP, 1141 nucleotides long. RefSeq names its product Gly-zipper-Omp multi-domain protein. The record is from RefSeq and is a predicted model, not a curated record. Lineage: Eukaryota; Fungi; Ascomycota; Dothideomycetes; Pleosporales; Pleosporaceae.
AUGCCUUCGAACGAAUCGAACAAAGAUGGCGAUCAGGGGACGCAAGAUGAUUCGAAGUCCGACAAGCCUGCCGUUUCAGACGAAGACGUACGCCAGGAGGCGGGGAAAGCUGCCGACGCUUCCCUUGCCGCACAGAAGAAAGCCAAAGAGCUGCAAGAUGCGGCAGCAGCAGCCGGAGAUCCAGAAGAACGCCAGAGAUUGACCGAAGAAGCUACGAACGCGCAUAUCGAAGCUGAGUCUUUUGGGAAAACUGCAAAAUACCUCCGCUCAGGUACCUUCCAAGGAAUGGCUAUGGGUACAGGACUUGGUGUCGCUCCUGGAGCCAGUCUGGGAGCCAUCACGGGCACUUUAGUUGGAGGCGUAUCGUCCACAAUUCUUGGUGGUCUAGGCGCUGGGAUAGGAGCUGCCACGGGUGCAUUGCAUGGCCCGUUCUUGAACAUUGGCAAAGUAGCAGGAAAAGGAAUGAAGAAACUUACAAGUUUCCUUCCAGAAUGGGCAGUAAGCGAGGAGCAGAAAAGAACGCUAGAGAAAAUGGUCGACCAGGUCAAUAAACAAGAAAUGCCUGGGGCCGAAGAGCUUGAGAAGUUCAAGAGUGAAGGUGGCGGAAAGCUGGAUGAAGGUUGGAUGAAGACCGUGAAGGGGAUGAUGCCAGAUCAGAAAGAGAUAUCAGAUGCAGCCAAAGCAGGUGCACAAGCGGGUGGUGGAGAGGCAGACUCAAAGACCGACGAAGCCCAAUCCGACCAGCAAUCGAAUGGUAGUACGGCGCAGAAGAGUAACAAUCAAGGGCGUAAGAAGCCACGCAAGCUGAAUGCAAAGCCAUCUAAUAGUGAUCAAGCGACCAAAGAGAUCGCUGGCGAUGGUGAAGCAGCCGGUGAUUCCACUAAGGAUAAUAGAGGAGAUGACUCUAAGAAGAACGAGGAGUUGGAUCGCAAGAAAGCAGACUUAGAUCGUAGAGAGGCCGAACUGGAUGAAAGGGAGAAGGCAUUGGCAGAACGUGAAGAGUCUUUGAGGGCGAAAUCAGAUGGCGAUGCGACAACAACCAAGCCUAAAGGCCAGCCACGCAAACUCCAAAGUAGAUCGUAGCUGUCCCCAUACUCGAUUCACAUACCUUUAGCGAUAAUUUGAGUGCUUUCGAUAUUAA